This is a messenger RNA of Fundulus heteroclitus (mummichog), 3127 nucleotides long. Its product is annotated as nuclear receptor coactivator 7. Lineage: Eukaryota; Metazoa; Chordata; Actinopteri; Cyprinodontiformes; Fundulidae. Bases 270 to 2498 code for a protein of 742 amino acids. The transcript is spliced from 16 exons. Gene Ontology annotation, cellular component: nucleus. Gene Ontology annotation, biological process: regulation of transcription by RNA polymerase II; response to oxidative stress. The record is from RefSeq and is a predicted model, not a curated record.
ACAUGUGUCGGGGAGACGGCGCUCCUGACAGGGAGGAGCUUCGGUAAUAAACUUGUUACGGCUGUCUGCAGUGAUAUCACAGCCCUGCAACAUGAAGACGCGCUCAUCAUGGGGCAGCGGCUCGUCCGCGUCCUCCGGCAGCUCACAGGUGCAGUAAUGGGGGGUUAACAGCAGGCAUGGGGAACAAAAGGAGGAAGGACGCCAGCUGAGCCCCCUAACAGCUCUACAUCUACAGCCUGCUGCCUGCGUCACACCAGAAGAAAACAGAAAUGGCUCAGUCCGUCAGAAGGCCCGAGACUUUAGGAAUCGUGAACCUCAAACCUCAGGGGGAAAAAACCCGAACCGGCUACUUCUGCAACGUGAAGAGCAGGUUAGGAUCCAAGCUGCCUGCUGGGGUCUCUCAGCCUCCACAGUUUGCCAAGCCUCCCUGGGAGACUCAGCCUCAGUCGCACAUGAUGCAGAAAGCCGCAGCCGGCGCGCAGCGUAAGAGCGAGCCCGUCGUGAGCCGACCUCUGGACCACAUCCCCCACAUCAGAAACCCCAAGCUGCGGCAGUACUACCUGCAAGGGACGGCCUGGGAGCUAAACAACACGGUAGUGACUAAAGAGCAUGUCGGUGCACCACCAGAUGGCAGCACGAGCAGCACGGGUCUCCCCGGAGACACGGUGUUCAGCGUUUCAUCUAAGUUCAGCGGUAACGAUGGGCCCUCAGGGGACGAGAGCAAACCAGGCGGCCGUGAUCCAACACAACGCAGCGCUGAGACGCUCAUAAUGGCAGAGCAGCUGGUCUCCAAGAGAAAGCACGCCGCCGUCAGUGGAAAAUCCUCCGCGCCCGAACGGGACUCCGACUGCGGGCUGAGUGAGAAGAAGGCGGCUGAUGCGGAUGAAGGCGGUCUGGAUUCUCCCGCUGCUCGGCCUCAGUCCCCCUCACCGGAGGCAGAAUACGACAAACUGCUGGACGUGGAGGCGGUGCCGCUGCCGGACGGACACCUCUGCUUGCUGGCUCUGCCUCCUGAGUGCUGUCAGGGCGAGCAGCCGGCCGCCAUGCUCUACCUCAAACUCUUCUGCCGCUACAUCACCGACGGAAAGGGCGUGGUCUCCGGCAUCCUCGUGGUGACGUCCAACAAAAUCUUCUUCGACCCGUCCAAGACCCACCCUCUGGUGACGGAGCACGGCUUCGAGGACUACCUCCUGUCCUGCACCGUCGACGGCCUGGCCUCGGUCUCCUUCUUCUCGGAUAUUUCCCACGUUCACUUCAGCGCCUCGCAGCACAGAAGGAAAGGGAAAGCUGCUAAGAGCAUUUUUCAGAAGCUCGCCAUCACCAAAAGUCAAGGAGGGAGCCUGCGAGGCGAAGAGGAGGAGGAGGAGUCCCCGCCGGUUCUGGUGUCCGCUGCUCCGUCGGCGCUGCCCGGUCCCCCCCUGAGCCUCAGUGAGGAGGUUUCAGUCGAGGCGGAGGCGGAGAGCAGAGACGUGGCCGAGGUGGAGGGCACACAUGAGGUGCUGGCUGAUGAUCCGGUGGGCGGCCUGGCCGUCCUGAGCACCGCCGCCACCUUCUGCUGCAGAGCUCCAGAGGCGGAGUCGGCGGACUCGGAGAAACCUGCGAAGAGUCCGACCGCAGUUCCCCGACGGCCAUCGGCGGGAAGUCUUGGGGGUUUGAUGUUUGUGCGGCUGCGGGUUCAGUCGACUGUGGGGAUGAAGAAGAGUUCAGCCAAACAUUUACCCAGAAGGGACACCUGGCUGGCUCUGUCAAAAGAAAGCGCCGACGAGCUGCGCGCCUACCUGCGGCUCCGGCGGCCGGACCUGUGCUUACUGGACGGGGAGGCGGAGGCGGAGGCGGACCACGACGAAGAGGAGUUUGUUCUCAUCGAGGAUAAAGACGAAGCGGACGAGGAGAUGUUUCAGUCGCUGCUGGCCGCAGGGGACGACUGGGAGAUGGUGUUGAUGGAGCAGAACAAAGACAAGGUGAUCGACCGGGAACCCGAAGGAAUCUGCAACGUUGUCGAGAACAGCCAGAUUCUGGAGGCUUCACACGUCAGAGAGCUGUGUAAGGAGCUUCCCCCCCGGACGGUGGGCCGCACGUGGCGGCUGGCGUACAGCACGUCCCGUCACGGCGCCAGCCUCAAGUCUCUUUACAGGAAACUCAGCACUACGGACUCUCCUGUGCUGCUUGUCAUAAAAGAUGCACUGGAUGAGCUUUUCGGGGCCUUCCUCUCGGAUCCGCUGAGGCCCAGUGAGAAGUUCUACGGUACGGGAGAGACCUUCCUCUUCAUGUUGCAUCCUCGUUUUAAGUGCUUCAGGUGGACGGGAGAAAACUUCUUCUUCAUCAAAGGAGACCUGGACUGCUUCGCUGUCGGCGGUGGAAGUGGUCACUUCGGGCUGUGGGUGGAUGAGAACCUGUACCUGGGCCGCAGCAGUCCGUGCUACACCUUCAACAACUGCUGCCUCUCUGAGACCGACGAUUUCCGCAUCAUGGAGCUGGAGGUGUGGACGUUCAGCUGAGGAGAAGCUGCUCAUCCGUCGUGGUCACGUCCAAAAUCACACUGGACCUGUGCGCUGUGGACUCUGGCCCUGAGUGGGCUUUAGGCGGACGCCGGUCUUAAAUGUCCCGCGGGUUUGGCAGCCGGACUGGCGUGGGACUCGAUCCUCUGUUUGGUUCCGAGUCUCAGAGAAUGCACUUUGCUCUUAAUGUAAAUUAUCCCCCUCACGCUAUUUUAUGAUCGAACUUCAAUAAAUGUAAAUACGAUCCCGCGCCUGCCAUUAUAAACGCAUGACUGUAUAUUUGGAGUAAGCCACCUCUCAGCCGAGGUCAGAGGUAUAAAACACCAAAUAGAGAUUUGAGGACUUCAUGCUUUGUUUCCUCUCCACGGCCGCUGAUCAUCGCUGAUCAUCUCCUCCGCGGCUUUUUUUGUCUGUCUGGCAUGGAGAGGAUAUUGUUUUUUCCUGCUGUAAAAUGCCUUCUGACUCCGCUGUGGUCUCUCAACAUGAUGGAGAAGACGUUCAUUAACGCUGUUCAGUCACGCAGAUGUCACUAAUAUGCUCCCACUGACCUGCGUCCUUCAGUUCUGUGGACUAUUUAAUGGAAAUCUGCACAAUGUGAGUUUGAAUGGAUCUACAGGGCUGGUCAGACG